GCAGCAACACCACAUGUCGCGCGAUGGGAAGAAACACCAGCUCAUGCUAAUGCAACUGAUGCUACGCCGUCUGUUAAUAGGUUUGAUUCAACCCCUUCUACUCAAACUCCGCGAAGAAAUCGCUGGGAUGAGACACCACGAGAAAGUGUACGUGAUACAGGAGCUAUGACUCCUGGAUGGGGUAUGGAUACUCCUGCUCGCGGUACGGAUGACGUUAAGGUGGAGGAUACCCCGUCAGCCUCAAAACGUCGAUCCCGAUGGGAUCUAACACCUUCGCAAACGCCGGCUGCAGGAUCAGUUACACCACAACCUGGAGCAGUUACACCUUCGUUCACACCAAGCCAUGGAGGCACACCUGCUGGCGCACUGACACCAGGAGGAGCAACUCCUUUGGGAACUCCUGCAAUGGGUAUGAAAACUCCCAUGGCACCGGUAGCUAUGACUCCAGAACAGAUGAAAAAUUUCUUGUGGGAGAAAGAGCUUGAUGAUAGGAAUCGUGCGCUUAGUGAUGAGGAGCUAGACGCGCUGUUUCCACCGGGAUACAAAAUUCUUCCACCUCCGGCAGGUUACAUGCCUUUGAGAACUCCAACACGUAAACUCAUGGCUACUCCAACGCCUUUGGGUGGAAUAGCUGCUGGCGGAUUCUUUAUGCAAGGCACCCCAGAGAGAGAUGGACUUGGUGAUAAAGGUGAGAAUUGUUGGAAAAGUGUGGGUGGUAUCUUGGAUACCCAACCGAAAAAUCAGGAUCUUCCACCCCUUAAGCCGGAUGAUAUGCAGUACUUCGAUAAGCUGUUGAUGGAUGUUGAUGAAAAACAGAUGAAAAAUUUCUUGUGGGAGAAAGAGCUGGAUGAUAGGAAUCGUGCGCUUAGUGAUGAAGAGCUAGACGCGCUGUUUCCACCGGGAUACAAAAUUCUUCCACCUCCGGCAGGUUACAUGCCUUUGAGAACUCCAACACGUAAACUCAUGGCUACUCCAACGCCUUUGGGUGGAAUAGCUGCUGGCGGAUUUUUUAUGCAAGGCACCCCAGAGAGAGAUGGGCUUGGUGAUAAAGGUGUGGGUGGUAUCUUGGAUACCCAACCGAAAAAUCAGGAUCUUCCACCCCUUAAACCGGAUGAUAUGCAGUACUUCGAUAAGCUGUUGAUGGAUGUUGAUGAAAGCACUCUCACAAAAGAAGAGCUGAACGAGCGUGAGAUUAUGACCCAUCUGUUGAAAAUCAAAAAUGGUCUGCCGCCACAAAGGAAGAGUGGUUUGAGAAAGAUUACCGAAAACGCCAGAAAAUAUGGUGCAGGGCCACUAUUUAAUCAGAUUCUUCCACUUUUGAUGUCACCUUCGUUAGAAGAUCAGGAGCGACAUCUUAUGGUUAAGGUAAUCGACCGUAUACUGUACAAGUUGGAUGACCUGGUUCGUCCAUAUGUGCACAAAAUUCUGGUGGUCAUUGAGCCACUUCUGAUUGAUGAGGAUUAUUACGCCAGAGUAGAAGGUAGAACAAUUUUUGCUGACUUUUAUUUAUAUUUUCACAGAAAUACUGAGGUUUGCCGCUGAAA
This is a messenger RNA of Strongylus vulgaris, 1544 nucleotides long. The record is from the annotation of a GenBank genome assembly. Lineage: Eukaryota; Metazoa; Nematoda; Chromadorea; Rhabditida; Strongylidae.